This is a messenger RNA of Capronia epimyces CBS 606.96, 2376 nucleotides long. RefSeq lists its product as uncharacterized. The record is from RefSeq and is a predicted model, not a curated record. Bases 1 to 2376 code for a protein of 791 amino acids. Gene Ontology annotation, molecular function: protein binding. The transcript has 2 exons. Lineage: Eukaryota; Fungi; Ascomycota; Eurotiomycetes; Chaetothyriales; Herpotrichiellaceae.
AUGCCAAGAUACCAGUCUCGGGGCGGCUUCGAUAUGCAAGACGAACAUGAGUCUCAGUAUAAUGGGCCCAAGGAAUAUUUCACGCAAAACGAUGGUUACCUUCGCGACUACAAUGCUCCUUCGGCGCCCUAUGAAUCACCUACAGGACCACCCCCGUCGAGGUUGCCACAUCGGCCAAUACCUCAAGAGAACUACAAAAAUGGCCCGUAUCGAGCUGGAGCGCCCAACCGGGCACCGGACUAUGAUACGAGGAGUAAUGACAUGCCCAACUUUGACGCCAUCCCUCUUCGGGCGAACGAGAAGCCAGAGGACCAUAUCAAUACCGGUCAACUAUCUUCUUACGACCCACAAAUAUACCGAAAGCCCACAUAUCAGGUUCCAGGAGCAUACCCAGGUCAAGUUGAUACCACGCAGAGCAAGCCACCUACAUCUUACGAUGCUACUUCACCGCUCGCCGAGUUCUCAUUUGAUUUACCGCCCAAUGUCAAUACAAGACCUAUACCCGCCGACAGAAAUGAAAGCUUCGGCCAAGCGCCUUCUCGACGGCAAUAUAGUGAACCGAGAAAUUUUGAGACGAGACCGCCGCCGGUGGGUGGUUUUGGAGCGGACGAGACUCAACCAAUAUCUGUUUCGCAAUACCCUCCGCGAGCAGCGAGUAGGACUGGGACGAAGCCACCAGUGCGUGAAGCUCCUCCAUUACCAUUGAAUACUCCAGGCUAUGAAUCGUUUGGACAGCAGCAACCUCCGACCCGGCCUCAUACCAGUAGCGCGCAACGGCCGCCACCACGAAGUUAUGACACGGGAAAUUCUUAUGGCCUGGAAUCCCCCGAACAUCGGGCACCUUCCGCGCCAGCCGGAUCUGGACCAUUCAAUCAAGCAUACAAUUACACAGGAGCCAAUCAACAAUAUCAAGCGCCGUACGGACAAGGACGACCUCCACGAAAAGAGUCUCAGGACAACUACAAUAUUACAGGGUCUAGAUCAAAUGUCUCGAAGUCUGCCCAUCCUGUCCCUGUGCGACACUAUCCGAAUGCCAGCGCCGUCGCUACUGCCGGUACCGGUGCCAAUGCCACUGCCACUGCCACUGCCAACAUCAACCCUGACGCACUGCCAGCUCACCCGGAGCCCGUAAGACAGGUAUCUAACCAUGGAUAUACGGCCACUCAGCCACUAGCAGCUCAGCCAGAGCCAAGGCAGGCGACAGCACCUCCCCCGAGUAAUGCCAACGGCAGUAAUGCACCACAGGUUACGGUCCAAGAGCUUAACAAUCUACGGGAAAGGUAUCGGCAAACUCCGGGAGAUCAUGCCCUCGGACUACAAUUGGCCAAAAGAUUGGUGGAAGGUGCCAGAGUUUUGUCCGACGAAGGGGGUAAAGCGGAUGCGAAACAGACGCAGAAAAACCGAGAACGAUAUAUCUUUGAAGGGCACAAGUUGGUGAAGAAAUUGGUGGCGGCGAACUAUCCAGAAGCCAUGUUCUACCUUGCGGAUUGUCAUGGACAGGGACUGCUGGGGCUACCGGUAGACGCCAAGGAGGCGUUCCAUCUCUAUCAGUCGGCGGCCAAAUUGAACCAUGCCCAAAGUGCCUACAGGGUGGCGGUCUGCUGCGAGCUAGGGACCGAGGAAGGCGGCGGAACCCGACGAGACCCUCUGAAAUCAAUGCAAUGGUACAAACGGGCCGCGUCGUUGGGCGACACUCCGGCGAUGUACAAGCUUGGGAUGAUACUGCUGAAAGGCUUGCUGUCCCAGCCAAAGAAUCCACGAGAAGGUGUUUCGUGGUUGAAGAGAGCGGCGGAGCGAGCGGACCGAGACAACCCUCACGCAUUGCAUGAACUGGGACUACUCUACGAGUCGGCGACACCUAUGGAUCAUAUCAUUCGCGAUGAGGAGUAUGCCUUCCAACUGUUCCAGCAGGCGGCGGAAUUAGGAUACAAGUAUUCACAAUUCCGGCUGGGAUCGGCAUUCGAGUAUGGUUUGCUAGGCUGUCCGAUCGAUCCGCGGCAGAGUAUCGCAUGGUACACUCGGGCUGCAGCGCAGGGCGAACAUCAGUCCGAGUUGGCGUUGAGUGGAUGGUACUUGACUGGGUCUGAACCUCUUCUCACGCAAAGCGAUGCGGAGGCAUUCCUGUGGGCACGAAAGGCGGCAAGUUCUGGGCUAGCCAAGGCCGAAUAUGCGAUGGGAUACUUCAACGAAGUUGGCAUUGGGACGGCGGUUGACCUUGAUGAGGCGAGACGAUGGUAUUACCGGGCAGCUUCACAAAACUUCGGCAAAGCCCGAGAGAGGUUAGAGGAGAUGAGACGCGGGCAGAAAAUGUCCAAGACUCGAGUAUCUCGGUCGAACGUCAACCGCCAGAGUGAUGGAGAGUGUGUGGUCAUGUAA